This is a messenger RNA of Camelus dromedarius (Arabian camel), 6263 nucleotides long. RefSeq names its product inositol polyphosphate multikinase (gene IPMK). Gene Ontology annotation, biological process: inositol phosphate biosynthetic process. Lineage: Eukaryota; Metazoa; Chordata; Mammalia; Artiodactyla; Camelidae. Gene Ontology annotation, molecular function: inositol-1,4,5-trisphosphate 3-kinase activity; inositol tetrakisphosphate kinase activity. Gene Ontology annotation, cellular component: nucleus; cytoplasm. Bases 360 to 1610 code for a protein of 416 amino acids. The record is from RefSeq and is a predicted model, not a curated record. The transcript is spliced from 6 exons.
GGGAGGGGGAGGGGCAGGGGCGCGGGAGGUGGGGCCGCCGUCGCCGUCAAGGCCCCAGGGAGCGCGGGGCGCCGCCGCCGGCGCUCAUCGGCUGGGAUCCGUCUCCGAGGCUGCUGCGGGGCCGGCGGCCGCCGCGGCACAGCAGCAGGAGCCGCGGUCCGCAGAGAGUUGGGCAGGGGAGCGCCCGCGCCUCCGCGGCGUCAUGGGCCCCCUCGCCGGCCCACAGCGGGCACCAGCCGCAGGAACCCCCAGGCCUCCUCGCGGCCGAGCCUGAGUGACCCCCGGGUUCUCCGGCGCCCCCUCCCUCCGCCCUAUUUUUUUCCCUGCUCUCGCCGCCGCAGCCGCUUCAGCUCUCCGUUAUGGCAACGGAGCCGCCAUCCCCCCUCCGGCUCGAGGCGCCCGGCCCCCCAGAAAUGCGGACUUCACCGGCGAGCGAGGCCGCCCCCGAGGGCAGCCCGAAGUCGGCGGGCGGCAGGCUCCGCUUCCUCAACGGCUGCGUGCCCCUCUCGCAUCAGGUGGCCGGGCACAUGUACGGGAAGGACAAAGUAGGUAUACUACAACAUCCAGAUGGCACAGUUUUAAAACAGUUGCAGCCACCUCCAAGGGGUCCAAGAGAGCUGGAAUUCUAUAAUAUGGUUUAUGCUGCUGAUUGUACCGAUGGUGUCCUUCUAGAGCUACGAAAAUAUUUGCCAAAAUACUAUGGCACCUGGUCACCUCCCACUGCUCCAAAUGAUUUAUAUCUAAAACUGGAAGAUGUGACCCAUAAAUUUAAUAAGCCCUGUAUAAUGGAUGUAAAGAUAGGGCGAAAAAGCUAUGAUCCUUUUGCUUCAUCUGAGAAGAUUCAGCAACAGGUCAGCAAGUAUCCAUUAAUGGAAGAGAUUGGGUUCUUGGUGCUUGGCAUGAGGGUUUAUCAUGUUCAUUCUGAUAGCUAUGAGACACAAAACCAGCACUAUGGAAGAAGCUUAACGAAAGAAACUCUAAAGGAUGGAGUCUCCCGUUUUUUUCAUAAUGGAUUCGGCUUAAGAAAAGAUGCUAUUGCUGCCAGUAUUCAGAAGAUUGAGAAUAUUUUACAGUGGUUUGAAAGCCAGAAGCAGCUUAACUUUUAUGCAAGUUCAUUACUGUUUGUUUAUGAAGGUUCAUCUCCGCCAACUAUUACAAAAUCGAAUGACAGAACUUUGGCAGAAAAGUUUUUGUCCAAAAGACAACUCUCAGACACAGAUGUACUGGAGUACAAUAAUAACUUUCACGUGUUAAGUUCCACAGCAAAUGGAAAAAUAGAGGCUUCAGUGGGCAAAAGCUUGUCCAAAAUGUAUGCUCGUCACAGAAAAAUGUAUUCAAAAAAGCAUCACAGUCAGUCUUCGCUGAAAGUUGAAAAUAUAGAGCAAGACAAUGGGUGGAAAAGCAUGUCACAGGAACAUUUAAACGGAAAUGUACUUUCCCAACUGGAAAAAGUUUUCUACCAUCUUCCCACUGGUUGCCAAGAGAUUGCAGAAGUAGAAGUGCGAAUGAUAGACUUUGCUCACGUGUUCCCUAGCAACACAGUAGAUGAGGGAUAUGUUUAUGGGCUGAAGCACUUAAUUACUGUGCUGCAAAGUAUUUUAGAUAAUUGAGUCCUUUGAUGCUGUCUUUUUAAGGGGUGGGGCAAUCACAAUGAAGAGCAGCGGUUAAUAUCUCUGCACUUAUAAUGCUAUGUAAAAAAUUUGUAUUUUGAGUCUACAUUUUAUUUGUCUUUAUACUUCUGGUAGAGGGAUUAACUUUUUUAUACUCUUACUCAGGAAGACUAAUUAUUUGUUCAUUAGAAGACUAUGAAGAAUGAAAAAACUUAGGAAUGUUAAGCAGGGAAUGUGGUGGUACGUGGCUUAAAAAAUGGCUCCAGCAAAAUGCAAACCAUUAUUCAGUCAUUACGAGUUUAGUUAAGCUUUCUGUAGCCAGUUCAUCAUGAAAUCUCUGUCCACCCAACCUUGACAAUGAGCCAUAUCUAAACUCAUUACAUUAUUAGAACAUUUUCAAAAAUCUGGAAAGCACAGGUUGAUAUCCUUAGUAUUGCUGUGUAUGAAGUUAGUAAAACUGGAGAAAAUUCUACAGAAAUAAGUACUGUUUAAGUUUUGUAGUUCAGACCAGUGUAUCAAAAGGUGCUUUUUAGUAAAAUGAUUUAGAAUUACUGCAUUCCAAAAGCAGAUUUUGUCUUUAAUUUCCAUUUAUAUACAAAUUUCAAAUUAUCACAUGCUAUGAAAAAGAUAAUUGAAAUGGACAACAACAACAAAAGUCUUGAAAUUAAGCGCACUAAUAAUCAUUCUUGUCAGAGUCAGGAAAAGAGAGAAGCUAUUUGCAAGGGACAAGAUGUUUUUCUUUUAAAAUUUCAUUUAUGGGAAAAUUGAAAUAUAUAAACUUGAAAUAUACAUUGUGACAAGUAUAAACCAUGUAAUACUUUUUACUCUAAUUUGCAGCUUCAAAAAGGUGGAUGAUUUUCCCUUUAAUUAACUCUUUAUUUUCCCUUUAAAUAACUCUUAAGAAUUUUUUCUUCUACAAUUCAUGUAUUUAUACUUCCCAGUUUAGUUAAGCAGGGGUAUGAAUAUAUGUUGCUAAAAACUGUUUCUCAAAAUUCUAAUAAGUAGUGAAGGACGACACCCAGUAUUGUGUUCCCAAAAUUACUGUAUGUAAAUUAGUGCAAUGUGUAGAGUUUGGUGAUACCUAAAUUUAUGCUUCUGUUUCAUUCUUGCUCAAAACAGUUUUAUAUCAUAUUCAAGACAGAAAUUAUAAUUUAAUUUCACAGAGUUGGGAUGGGCAGUGCUAUUUUUCUUGGAAAUACAAGAUUUGUAUUAUCUCUGUUUUGCAUCCACCACCUUUUAAAAAUUAACUACUUACAUGUUAUUGAAAACAUUUAAAACUUUGAAAUUAAAUGUGCAAAUAUGUUAAAUGUUUAUAUUUUCAUUACUUGUACUUUGAUUCACUAAUGAAAGGUCUAAUAAGUAGUUAACAUUUUUGCCAUAUUCCUGGAAAAUGUUUUAGAGCUGUGAACUAUUAGACUUUCCCCCCUAGAAUUACAAAGUAAACUUUUUAAUUCAAGCACCGUUUUUUUUUUAUAUGAAGGAAAAUAUCACAAUUUUAUGGUUAUCUCACCUUCCCAGUCCUCUCUGAGUGUACUUUGCAAAUAGCUGAGCACAAAGAAGUACCAAGUACUCUAUGAAUUCCAUGCUUAGUAAAUUUAUUAAACCUGAAUACAUUUAAAAUUCAUAUGCAUUUGUUAUGGCAAAAUUUGAUUAUUUUUCAUUUUUAAUUUAGACUCAGUGCAGGUAUCUUUCAUAGGGACUUUAUAUUUUCUGUACUGCCUAAAUGGGUAUUGGCUGUAGCUUUUUUUUUGUGGGGAUGAAUUUCAAGUCACAGUUAAUAGUGAGAAAUUUUUUAGUUUUACUUUUUUUCUCCUCCAAUGUAGACUUUUGUUGUUGUUGUUAUUUGGAUAGUGCUUAAAUAGAUCUUAAGCUCAGAUAAUUAAAUACUAUUUUGAAUCAUAACAAAACAAGGCUUUUUUGGUGUGGGAUGGUAUCAGCCUAUAUAAUAUAUACAAUGAAUUUAACAAAUUUAAGUAUUGUCAAAUUUUUUUGCACAUUGUAGCUCAAUAAAGGGUGAAUCAAUUGUUCCAGAUUUUCUUUAUCCAUAUUUGGAAGUACAGCUUUGUAAAAUCAGUGUCUUACUUUUUUGAUACAAUAGAUGAUGUUUUUUAAUAAAACAAGAAGCGAUUUUAUCUUUUGUUUUUCAGGGAAGGGAUUAACAUUUAAUUCUAUUUGUUUACAUUUUAUCACUCUUAUCCAGUGCCCACUUUAUGUUGCUUUGUAAGUAAGCUUACAUGUAACAGAGCAGGUGUCCAUGUUGUUCACAUGUGACCAUUCUACUGUCUAGUCCAGUUAUUUAACAUUAUGCUGAAAUUUACCACUGUGGGGACAAAUGAUCACUAUUCACCAAGCAUAUGUAAGCAUGUAAAUGGUUAAGAAAUAAUAAGGAUAUUGUUUGGGUUAAUAGGAUUAUCAUAAUUCCCCCCACCUCCGGCCCCAGCAAACAUAAAUAAUGAUUUUAGUGUGUUUCUCACGGAAUGCACUCAUGAAAAGGACUAAGAAACUGUGGAUAGUGAAUAAUACAUUUCUCUAAUAAAAAUUUAAAUUGUGUAACAGUUUUAUAGUAAAGUAUUUACAUUAAUUGAUAUUUUAAUAUGGAUGGAAGUUGCGUAGAUUCAAAUAAAUUAAAAAUUGAUGAUAAAUGCUAAAUAUUUUAUCUAAAUAGUUUUUCAAGAAACAAUUGUGAAAGUGUGUAUAUUAAAUGACUAACAUGGAGUGUGCGGUGUUUUCAGCUCAGUAUUCGUUAUUCUUUGUUAACGUAUCUGGAAAGAUUGUGCUCACUACACUUCUUUACACUACAGUUUGCUAUUGUGGGGCUUUAGACUGUGUUCACCUGAAUGAGAAGUUUUCCCCUUAUUUUGGUUGAGUACAAUUUACUAUUUUAUGAUUUCCAAGAUGAUGUUCUUCAUAUCUCUAUGCUGUCUAUAUGUCAAAUUUAUAAUGUAACUUAAGAACAUAGAACUAAUUUUCAGAGAUAUUUCAGUUGCAGCUUUCUUGUUUCAUGCAACUGAAAAUGUGUUUGUUUUCUACGAUUUGGAAUAUUUUUUAAAAUGUAGGAUAAGAGAAAAUGAUGAAACAGUGAAAGAAUUUUUUUUUGUGAAAUUACAGAAAUUUUGUUCACUAUUUUAAAGCAUUGUCAUCAUUUUAGUGCCAUUUGUUCUUAGUAGUUUGGCAUUUGUUACGUUAAAACUUGAUUUGCUUUAAGAAUUGUUUACAGUGCUUUGUAAUAAUCUUCCUUAUCCAGUGCCUUUAACCUUUAUUUGAUACAUUUGUAGCCUUGGUUAUCCUUCCAUUACAUCCUGUAAUGUUUUCAUAGUCUAGACUUCAAUUUAAAAAAAAAGAAAAAAAGGUCAUUUUGUCAUGUGAAGAGGUAGUAAUUGUCUAUUAAUGCUUUAGGAAACAAGUAAUGUUGCCUCUGGAGGCCAGGCUUCUUAAUUCAUUCAAAAAUAUAAAUAUGCAAAGCAUUUUUAGUCCCUGAAUAUAUAGUUGUGAACCUAUCAGACAAAGGCCCAAACAUUUCCAGCAUUCUCUCUAGAUGGAGUGGGUUGGGGGCUUAAUUAAAAUAUGGAGAAAUGUUCAUUGAAAGAUAAAGUUAACGAGCAACAAGUUUGUGUAAAGAUAAAGUAAUAAUUGAGUUGAGGUGAAGCAACUAACAAUGUGUUUAAGAGGUUAAAAUAGUACUUUGCAGCAUUGUAACCUCUGUUUGAAAUUUGAGUUCAGGUAGUAGUUACAGAUAGCAUUAAAAGGCCUUAAUUUUUCACUUUUCUUGCUGGUAAAGGUACGUUUACUUAGACCGUUCAUUUAGAGUAGUGUUUUAACAUAACAUUACUGUGAAAAACAUUCCAUUACAUGUUCAUCAGCAAAUUACUGCACAUUUAAAAAUUGUAUUUUGCAAUUUAGUAGAACUAUUUUAGGCCUGAAACUUACUUUCAAAUCACUGGUAUUUUAAAUUUGGCAAUGAAUAUGAAAUUACUUUUUGAUUUACAGAAUGAUUGUAUUGUUACUUAAAAUGCUUGUUAAUACUUUAGGAAGGUUGGAGUCUCCAUUCCUUCGAAGUUAAUAUUUAAAUUCUUACUACUUAUUUUGAUAGUGUCUAGUAAGAGGAAAUAAUAUUCAUGCAAUUAGACAAAUUAGAAUAUACUUUAAAGUAUUUUAACUGUUAAAAUUUGUCAUCAUUGGGGUUAAAUUUUGGCCUGGUGUUCACUUACAAUAUAUAUUAACACGUUUGAUUAUGAAGUGAAAUAGUCUUAAGUAUGACGUAUGAUGCACCUGCAUAUAAAUGAAAACGGCGUGUGCACAAAGACACUUUACUAUGGGAGCUGAACUGGAAGAUAAAUGAAAGCAUGUGAAAUUGCACCUAAUUGUGUUGUUAGUGACUAUGCUAAAUUUAUUGUACUUGAUGAAUGAAUGUAUUUAGUCAAUGUUCCUUUGGUUUAAAUGUCUAAACAAUGUCUUUUUUUUUUUUCAAUGUAUUUGUAAUUUGUACUAUUGAUGGGGGGGUGUUGUAGGACUGCAGGGGUUGUUGUCAAUGUGUGAUUUGUGUUCUUAUUUUAUAGAAUCAUCCAAUGUGAUAUACCAAUUUUUAUAUAAGUGAUAUUUAGAUAAUUCUAAUAACUGUAUAUUUGACAACCCAUUAAAAUGUUUUGCAUUGGA